Molecule: messenger RNA, 1619 nt
Organism: Tigriopus californicus
Lineage: Eukaryota; Metazoa; Arthropoda; Copepoda; Harpacticoida; Harpacticidae
Product: ephrin-B1-like
Exons: 3
Coding region: 486-1499 (337 amino acids)
Biological process (GO): ephrin receptor signaling pathway; axon guidance
Cellular component (GO): plasma membrane
Molecular function (GO): ephrin receptor binding
Source: RefSeq, a predicted model, not a curated record
GACCCUGUAUUCCUCAUUUCACCCGGACUGCCUGUGUCCGCGCUCCAAUUUUCCCAAGGAAACAACUUAAAACUACUCAGCAGAGGGCGAUGACCGAGGACGAGUCUAGAGCUGAAAACGAGUCGUCGAGCCUUUCAGGGCUCAGAACAGGAGACUAGAAAGCGAUGAAACACCGAGGAGCAAGCAACCGAGAGGAAACCGAGACGACUGACUGACUAUCUCGGUAUCAACAUCAGCUGCCUUGAGUCAUGCUUCUCUGUAGGGUUUCGAAGUUUUACUUCAUGAAUUAAAAGGUAACCUGAGUCCAAAUUUGGCCUUCCCACGUCAAUCAACAGGGAGAUGUGGAGGUGAAAUGGACGGGUAUCCAACCAAUGGUUCAUGCAAUAUUCCAUAGGGCACCAGCGGACUAGUGGUCCAAGCUCCAGAUCCAUCACCACGACGAACGUGGAAAAGCGAGAUAGAGCACCAUCCAAAAGAGCGAAACCAUGUUUGCCUUCAUGGAAUGUGUUUGCAUUCCAUCACCUACGAGCAAACCACUCCUAGAAAUGGCUGAUACAUCUACAAGCCACGUAAAUUUGAUCCGCAGACCUUCAUCCAGGAUUCGGACGACCCAAUCUCCAAAGACAACAUGGAUUGUGAUGCUCUUCUUGCUGAGUUUUGUAUGCAGCGCCUUCAGCACGGCCACGUCGCAAAUCCAUACCAUUCAUUGGAAUACUUCCAAUCCCAUGUUUCGAACCCCAUCGAAUAAUGUGAUCGAGAUCAACAGUGGCAACCACCCUUGGGAGUACGAUCAAGUGAACAUAGUGUGUCCAGUUUACAAACCAGGCGUGCCGAUCGAACAGCAAGAGCAAUACAUCAUCUACAGUGUCUCCAAAGAGGAGUACGAUUCUUGCCGAAUCACGCAAGCCACGCCCAAGAUCGUGGCUCUGUGCAAUCGGCCCCACGAGCUGAUGUAUUUCACCAUCACUUUUCGCUCGUUCACGCCCACUCCGGGUGGACUGGAGUUCCAUCCUGGUCACGACUACUACUUCAUCUCUACCUCUUCCAAGAACGACCUCCAUCGUCGCGUCGGAGGCGGAUGUAGCUCAAGUAAUAUGAAAGUCAUCUUCCGAGUGGCUCCUUCUCAACAACAGGAAUCUCCAGCCGUCAGUGAGCCCGAGUCGAAUGCCAUCGACCACAGCUCGAAUGCUUUGAGGUCUGAAGAGGGGCCCAAACAGUUUCCCUGGAGCCAGGAGAGCGACUUCAGACGCUCUUUCUCCUACUACUAUCCGUCUCAAGAGAUCGACGAGUCUCGUCAACACUUCCGUCAAUCCAAGAAGAGCAUGGAUUACGCGGUGGAUCAUCCGGAUAACCAUGCCACGGAUGACACCACUUCCCGGCGUCGACAAGCGGAGGCCAUGCAUUCCUCCGCGUUGUCAGUUCAUGUGCCAUAUUGGAUCGUGACACUUCUGUCCACCAUGUUUGGCAUCGCUCUCAGAAAAGUGCAUUGUGGCCAUUGAAACGUCAACGCCUUUUUCCGCUCGUGCCCUGUGAUAGUCUGCAAGCUGUGAUAUCUCUUUUAUGGUUUCUCCAUUCAUUUUGUCAAAACAUCCAAUUGAAAAUAUAAACCUAAAAACAUU